Cyphellophora attinorum is the source of this 1293-nucleotide messenger RNA. RefSeq lists its product as uncharacterized. Bases 1 to 1293 code for a protein of 430 amino acids. NCBI's taxonomy places the organism in Eukaryota, Fungi, Ascomycota, Eurotiomycetes, Chaetothyriales, Cyphellophoraceae. The record is from RefSeq and is a predicted model, not a curated record. Gene Ontology annotation, biological process: regulation of DNA-templated transcription. The transcript is spliced from 2 exons. Gene Ontology annotation, molecular function: DNA-binding transcription factor activity, RNA polymerase II-specific; zinc ion binding.
AUGCAGUGUCCACAGCAACGCGAGGCCGUUCUCUCCUUUCCCUCUUUCAAGGAACAUCGAACAAGCAUCGACCAAAGAGUAGUCAAGGCCAAUCUCACGCUGCCGACACCACUGCCGCCGCCCGUGUGGGCUUCCCUCCCGUCGCCUCCAAUGUCAGGCUCGCCUCCUUCCGAAGACCCUCCUAGUCCUCGUCAAAUUGCUGGACGCCGUCGAAAGAGAUCCGAGUCCUUGCCACCAGUGACGUCUGCUGCAACGUCAUAUCCACCACCAUUACCGCCGCCUUAUGUGACGCCUCGGCCUCCUCAGGCAGAGUAUACUGGCUACGCAGGUACACAAGCUCCCAGUGCCGUCUUACCUUAUCCUCCGCCGCAGCACAUGGCAUACGGGGCGGGUCCUACGGUUGUGGCGCCACCUCCCAGCCCGACGAGCCAGCAGUUCUCGAGCGGACAGAUUUCACCGCGGACGACACGUAAGAACAAAGCUCACGUUGCGUCAGCAUGUAUCAAUUGCAAGAAGAAGCAUUUGCGGUGCGACAACGCAAGGCCUUGUCGGAGAUGUGUACAAAGUGGCAAGGAGGAUACGUGCGAGGACGUAGUUCACAAGAAGCGAGGCAGACCGCCUCUGCGACCAGAAGACCCAUCCAUGCGUCGGUCAUUGGACUCCUCCAUGCUCACAGACCCGGCACGACGUAUGCAAACCACGGAUCCGGCGAGUUAUGCUUCAGGAGGCAGUAAUCCGCGCUCGUUCCGCCCUCUACAGGCUCAUCCAACGUACGAUCCAACGCGAUCUCAGUUUCAGCCUGGCCAACCAUAUGGCUUGUAUGCGGCACCUUCCAUUGGCCCAAGUACGGCAACUGCGAUGGGUCAAUUUGUGCAGUCGAGAAACUACCCACCCUCCUCAUACGCGCCUGCACCGCCUCUGUACGCAGCGCCCGGUCCAUCGGCGAGGGCGAUCGCACCUUACCCUUCCAAUUAUGGCUACUCAAAUGAGCCUUUAAGAGCAGCGCCACCUACGGGAUACCCAGGAGCUCUUUUCCCACGUACGCAGUAUCCUCCGCCUCCGCCGCACGGCCCAGCAGCAUCAGCAGGUGGCUCUCCCAGUCUUCAGUUACCUCCGAUCAGACCAACGAGCGAUCGUCCCUCGGUCGAUCCGUCUCUGGCGGGUUCAGCGGACGUGCGCACGCAGCAAUACCCGCCUGAGUCUUCAAGAGGAGGAACAGGGACUACGAGGCAGCCAGACCCCAAGCGACCGAAGAUGGACAUCCAGGGGAUCCUAGGUCCGCGACACGAUUGA